Molecule: messenger RNA, 1140 nt
Organism: Penicillium bovifimosum
Lineage: Eukaryota; Fungi; Ascomycota; Eurotiomycetes; Eurotiales; Aspergillaceae
Product: fatty acid alpha-hydroxylase
Exons: 2
Coding region: 1-1140 (379 amino acids)
Biological process (GO): lipid biosynthetic process; fatty acid metabolic process
Cellular component (GO): membrane; endoplasmic reticulum
Molecular function (GO): heme binding; iron ion binding; fatty acid 2-hydroxylase activity
Source: RefSeq, a predicted model, not a curated record
AUGCCUGGGAGGGAUAUGCCAACGCUUACCUCGGUCGAGGUUCAUUCUCACAACACCGCAAAGUCAUGUUACGUUACCUUGGGCUCCAAAGUGUACGAUGUCACUGAGUUUCUCGAUGCUCAUCCCGGUGGUGGCGAUUUGAUCCUGGAGUAUGCCGGCCAGGAUGUGACAGAUAUCCUGAAGGACGAGAUCUCCCACGAACACAGCGACGCUGCCUACGAAAUCUUGGACGACUACCACAUUGGCUUUGUCUCCGAUGUCUCUACACCUGCGAAAACCACCACCACCAAGACGACCAUCAUCGAAACUGUCACCGAAACUCAGUCCGGCCCUGUCUAUGCAACUACCGGAAUGUCUCGUGAGGAGGACCUGUCAAUAGACACGGACCCCCUUCAAGACUACAAGACACACAAGUUUUUGGACUUGAAUAAGCCGCUUUUGAUGCAACUGUGGAACAGUAACUUCUCGAAGGAGUUCUACUUGGAGCAGAUCCAUCGGCCUCGUCAUUACCGAGGAGGAGAGUCUGCCCCUCUGUUCGGCAAUUUCCUCGAGCCUCUGAGCAAGACCGCGUGGUACGUCGUGCCGAUGAUCUGGUUGCCGCCUGUUGCCUAUGGAAUAUGGCUUGGAGCUGCCGGUCUCAGUAGUCCAAUUGCUGCUGCAUCUUACUUCCUCGGUGGCGUGGCGCUCUGGACUCUGAUCGAGUAUGUGAUGCACCGGUGCCUUUUCCACAUCGAUCACUGGCUUCCGGACAACCGCGUCGGCCUGACACUCCAUUUCCUACUCCACGGUAUCCACCAUUAUCUACCAAUGGACAAAUAUCGACUUGUCAUGCCACCGACAUUGUUUGUGGUCCUAGCUACCCCUUUCUGGAAGCUGGCUCAUGCAGUCUUCUUCUACAACUGGUAUGCGGCUCUGUCGGUGUUCUGUGGAGGCGUCUUUGGAUAUAUCUGCUAUGAUCUCACCCACUAUUUCCUGCACCACCGCAAUCUCCCUUCGUACUACAAGGGUCUGAAGAAGUACCACCUCCAGCACCAUUUCGCUGACUUCGAGAACGGAUUUGGCGUCACUAGUCCUUUCUGGGAUCGCGUCUUUGGCACCGAGUUGGUGGUCCCAACGCCAAAGGGUGCGAAGGCCCAGUAA